AUGACAACAAUAGCCACCCUCCAGCGCCUCACGGCGCCCAAACUGGCAGACAUGCUCCUCAAAGCCAAUCCCAGUAGCGCAGACAGCUCCCCGAUAGCCAUUGUGGACGUACGAGACGACGACUACAUAGGCGGCCAUAUACGCACCUCGAUGCAUUUCCCGUUACGCAGCAUCGACGCCACCAUGCCGACGUUACUUAGGAAACUGGCGGAUAAGGAGACGGUCGUGUUUCAUUGCGCGUUUAGUCAGCAGAGAGGGCCCGGGGCGGCGUUGAGGUAUUUGAGGGAGAGGGAGGCUAUGCCGCAGAAGAAGACGGGCGAGGAAGAGGGGGUAAACGAAGCGAAGGGAGAGAAGAAAGAGCAGAAGGUGUAUGUUCUGGAUCGCGGGUUUGUUGGGUGGCAGGAGGAGUAUGGUUCUGAUGAGAGGUUGACGGAGGGGUAUCGGAAGGAUUUGUGGAAGGAUGGUUAUUGGGGAUGA
Pseudomassariella vexata is the source of this 477-nucleotide messenger RNA. RefSeq names its product Rhodanese-like domain-containing protein. Gene Ontology annotation, molecular function: protein tyrosine phosphatase activity. The transcript is spliced from 2 exons. The record is from RefSeq and is a predicted model, not a curated record. Bases 1 to 477 code for a protein of 158 amino acids. Gene Ontology annotation, cellular component: cytoplasm; nucleus. Lineage: Eukaryota; Fungi; Ascomycota; Sordariomycetes; Amphisphaeriales; Pseudomassariaceae.